This is a messenger RNA of Zerene cesonia (dogface butterfly), 658 nucleotides long. Its product is annotated as putative peptidyl-tRNA hydrolase PTRHD1. Gene Ontology annotation, molecular function: peptidyl-tRNA hydrolase activity. Bases 239 to 613 code for a protein of 124 amino acids. The record is from RefSeq and is a predicted model, not a curated record. Lineage: Eukaryota; Metazoa; Arthropoda; Insecta; Lepidoptera; Pieridae. The transcript is spliced from 2 exons.
GUCAAACAAAUGUCGCCACUCGCCUUUCGGCUCUCUGUAACAGCAACCAGCAAGUUAUUUCUAGUUUUUAAUUAAACACUGUAAAAUUUAACAUACUCAAAUAAUUUUUUAUUGUAUUUAAGAAUUGUUAUUUCGAUUUCAUAAAGCUAUUAAACAUGACAUUCACUGAAUGUUAAAAUUACUCGACUGACUGAACCAGCAGUUAUUAAAACUAGUUACUUAAGAAAUUCAUAAAAGUAUGUCGAGCUCAAUAGUCCAAUAUAUUUUACUUAGGAGUGAUUUACUUAAAGACUUGGGCUGGUCUAUCGGUGCACUGGUGGCACAGGCAUGCCAUGCUUCCACAGCUGUUCUUCAUGUAUAUAGAGAUGAUGAAAACACUAUCAAUUACUUAGGUGACUUAGAUAAUAUGCAUAAAGUAGUUUUAGAAGUACUUAAUGAAGAAUCCCUCAAAAAGGUUGCAGAAAAGUUGAAAGAAAAUUCAAUUGAUCACAAGUUAUGGAUUGAACAGCCAGAAAAUAUUCCAACCUGUUUAGCGCUGAAGCCAUAUCCUAAAGAGGAAGUGAAGAAAUAUGUAGGGAAAUUCAAAUUGUAUAAAGCCAUGUUGACCUCAUGAAUUAAUUUGUCUGUAAUCCUUUAAUAUAUCAAAUUUCAAAUAUAA